Molecule: messenger RNA, 3864 nt
Organism: Psammomys obesus (fat sand rat)
Lineage: Eukaryota; Metazoa; Chordata; Mammalia; Rodentia; Muridae
Gene: Npr1
Product: natriuretic peptide receptor 1
Exons: 22
Coding region: 68-3349 (1093 amino acids)
Biological process (GO): cGMP biosynthetic process; protein phosphorylation; receptor guanylyl cyclase signaling pathway
Cellular component (GO): membrane
Molecular function (GO): protein kinase activity; guanylate cyclase activity; ATP binding
Source: RefSeq, a predicted model, not a curated record
CGGCGCGCCCUCGGGGCUCCGGCGACGGCCCACCGCCCCUCUCCCCCGCGACCCGCGGGCGCCGCGGAUGUCCGCGAGCCGCCGCCGAGCCCGAGGACGCCGGCGAGCCGCCCGCACGUCGAGCGGGCCAUGGAGACGGCGCCGCCCCGUCGCUGCGCCUGCUGAGGCCAUGCCCGGCUCCGGGCGCGUCCACGCGCGCCUGCGGGCGCUGCUGCUGCUGCCGCCGCUGCUCCUGCUCCGGGGCGGCCACGCGGGCGACCUGACCGUGGCCGCGGUGCUCCCGCUGACCAACGCCUCGUACCCCUGGUCCUGGGCGCGCGUGGGGCCGGCCGUGGAGCUGGCCCUCGCGCGGGUGAAGGCGCGGCCGGACCUGCUGCCGGGCUGGACGGUCCGCGUGGUGCUGGGCAGCAGCGAGAACGCGGCGGGCGUCUGCUCCGACACGGCCGCGCCGCUGGCCGCGGUGGACCUCAAGUGGGAGCACAGCCCCGCGGUGUUCCUGGGCCCCGGCUGCGUCUACUCGGCCGCUCCGGUGGGGCGCUUCACGGCGCACUGGCGGGUGCCGCUGCUGACCGCCGGCGCCGCGGCGCUGGGCAUCGGGGUCAAGGAGGAGUUCGCGCUGACCACGCGCGCGGGGCCCAGCCACGUCAAGCUGGGCGACUUCGUCACGGCGCUGCACCGACGGCUGGGCUGGGAGCACCAGGCGCUGGUGCUCUACGCCGAUCCCGAUCCGCUGGGCGGCGACCGGCCCUGCUUCUUCGUCGUGGAGGGGCUCUACGUGCGGUUGCGUGAGCGCCUCAACCUCACCGUCAACGACCAGGAGUUCGUCGAGGGCGACCAGGACCACUACGUCAGGCUGCUGCAGGCCAUGCGGCUCAAGGGCAGAGUUAUCUACAUCUGCAGCUCUCCAGAUGCCUUCAGGACUCUGAUGCUUCUGGCCCUGGACGCUGGCCUGACUGGGGAGGACUAUGUUUUCUUCCACCUGGAUGUGUUUGGGCGAAGUCUUCAGGACACUCAGGGCAGUAUUCCUCAGAAGCCCUGGGAAAGAGGAGAUAAGCAGGACAGCAGGGCACAGCAGGCCUUCCGGGCUGCCAAAAUCAUUACUUACAAAGAGCCGGAUAAUCCUGAGUACUUGGAAUUCCUGAAGCAGCUAAAACUCUUGGCUGGCAAGCAGUUUAACUUCACCGUGGAGGAUGGCCUGGAAAAUAUCAUCCCAGCAUCCUUCCAUGAUGGGCUCCUGCUCUAUGUCCAGGCGGUGAAUGAGACUCUAGCCCAGGGGGGGACUGUCACUGACGGAGAGAACAUCACUCAGCGGAUGUGGAACCGAAGCUUCCAAGGUGUGACAGGACACCUGAAAAUUGAUAGCAAUGGAGAUCGGGAGACUGAUUUCUCCCUCUGGGAUAUGGAUCCAGAGACAGGUGCCUUCAGGGUUGUCCUGAAUUAUAACGGGGCUUCCCAGGAGCUGGUGGCUGUGUCAGAACGCAAAUUACACUGGCCCCUGGGAUACCCACCUCCUGACAUUCCUAAAUGUGGCUUUGACAAUGAGGACCCAGCCUGCAAACAAGAUCACUUUUCCACACUGGAGGUUCUGGCUUUGGUGGGCAGCCUCUCUCUGAUUAGCGUUCUGAUUGUGUCCUUCUUCAUAUACCGAAAGAUGCAGCUGGAGAAGGAGCUGGUGUCGGAGCUGUGGCGGGUGCGCUGGGAGGACGUGGAGCCCAGCAGCCUGGAGAGGCACCUUCGGAACGCUGGCAGCCGCCUGACCCUGAGCGGGCGAGGCUCCCACUAUGGCUCCCUGCUAAUCACGGAGGGCCAGUUCCAAGUCUUUGCCAAGACAGCAUACUAUAAGGGCAACCUCGUGGCUGUGAAACACGUGAACCGGAAACGUAUUGAGUUGACACGCAAAGUCCUGUUUGAACUUAAGCAUAUGCGGGAUGUACAGAAUGAACACCUGACCAGAUUUGUGGGUGCCUGUACCGACCCUCCUAACAUCUGCAUCCUCACAGAGUACUGUCCCCGCGGCAGCCUUCAGGACAUUCUAGAGAAUGAGAGUAUUACCCUGGACUGGAUGUUUCGGUACUCACUCACCAAUGACAUUGUCAAGGGAAUGCUCUUUCUACACAACGGGGCCAUUUGUUCCCAUGGGAACCUCAAGUCAUCCAACUGUGUGGUAGAUGGGCGCUUUGUGUUGAAGAUCACGGACUAUGGGCUCGAGAGCUUCAGAGACCCAGAGCCACAGCAAGGACACAUCCUCUUCGCCAAAAAAUUGUGGACUGCACCAGAGCUCCUGCGAAUGGCUUCCCCACCUGCCCGUGGCUCCCAAGCUGGUGAUGUAUACAGCUUUGGCAUCAUCCUUCAGGAGAUUGCCCUCAGGAGUGGGGUCUUCUAUGUGGAAGGCUUAGACCUCAGCCCCAAAGAGGUCAUCGAGCGCGUGACUCGGGGCGAGCAGCCCCCGUUCCGCCCGUCCGUGGGUCUGCAGAGCCACCUGGAGGACCUGGGGCAGCUAAUGCAGAGGUGCUGGGCAGAGGACCCCCAGGAGCGGCCACCCUUCCAGCAGAUCCGCCUGGCGCUACGAAAGUUUAACAAGGAGAACAGCAGCAACAUCCUGGACAACCUGCUGUCACGCAUGGAGCAGUAUGCCAACAACCUGGAGGAGCUGGUGGAGGAGAGGACGCAGGCUUACCUGGAGGAGAAGCGCAAAGCUGAGGCCUUGCUCUACCAGAUCCUGCCUCACUCUGUGGCUGAGCAGCUGAAGAGAGGCGAGACGGUCCAGGCUGAGGCCUUCGACAGUGUUACCAUCUACUUCAGUGACAUCGUAGGCUUCACAGCUCUCUCAGCAGAGAGCACACCCAUGCAGGUGGUGACUCUGCUCAAUGAUCUGUACACCUGUUUUGAUGCUGUCAUAGACAACUUUGAUGUGUACAAGGUGGAGACCAUUGGCGAUGCCUACAUGGUGGUGUCUGGGCUCCCGGUACGAAACGGACAGCUCCACGCCCGAGAGGUGGCCCGAAUGGCGCUUGCACUGCUGGAUGCCGUGCGCUCCUUCCGCAUCCGCCACAGGCCCCAGGAGCAGCUGCGCUUGCGCAUCGGCAUUCACACAGGUCCCGUGUGUGCUGGUGUUGUAGGGCUAAAGAUGCCCCGCUACUGCCUCUUUGGAGACACAGUCAACACAGCUUCAAGAAUGGAGUCUAAUGGGGAAGCCCUCAAGAUCCACUUGUCUUCUGAGACCAAGGCUGUGCUGGAAGAGUUCGAAGGUUUUGACCUGGAGCUUCGAGGGGAUGUGGAAAUGAAGGGCAAAGGCAAGGUUCGGACCUAUUGGCUCCUGGGGGAGCAGGGAUGUAGCACGCGAGGCUGACCCACGGCCCCUGCUGUCCCGAGUUACCUCCCUUCCCUGUGCCAGAGGUGACAGAGGCGUCCAGCUUCCUCCCCUCCCACAGCCCAAUCACGGAGGAAAGAGUAGGGACCCGACCAGCACAGUCACCACAUGUGACCUCUGAGAGAGGAUGGGGAUGGUGGGGGCUGAUCGGAACCACCGAAGUUCACAGGGUUGAUGCUCCGGUGUCACUCCUGUCGCAUGUGUCCUCCGCCCCACCCUUCCUCAGCCACCUAGAUUGGGAAGGUGAUUUCUUCUUCUCCCUCAACUCUGCUCCACUGUGACUUUUAUAGGAAGGGAAAUUGCCACUUGAAGGAACUAGAGAUUGCAGGAGUUUACAGGAGGUGGGAAGUCAAAUGUCACAAAUACUCCCCUCACUCCCACCCCCCUUUCUGCCCCCCAGGCCUUGGACACAAGUGCACUGGGGAGAAGAGAGCUGUGGGUCCCCAUGCCCUGCUUCUCCUGUGAGCAAAACCCAUUAAAAUCUUUAUGCCUGA